Molecule: messenger RNA, 1779 nt
Organism: Pseudonaja textilis
Lineage: Eukaryota; Metazoa; Chordata; Lepidosauria; Squamata; Elapidae
Source: RefSeq, a predicted model, not a curated record
AUGAGAAACCUGGCCAAGGAGAGUGAGAACAGCAGCAGCCGCCUCGAGGAGGAGAAAUUUCCAUCUGUCCGAAACCGGUUUGGCCAGUCAGGACUUCCCAUCGCUGAAGUAUUACGACGAGGUGGAUUAAGGACUGGAAAGCCACCAGCUACAGCUUCUGUCACUCAUCAGCGUCUCCACAACUACAUGGAUGCCCAAUACUAUGGGGAAAUCUGUCUUGGAACCCCCAAACAAUGCUUCAACGUUGUCUUUGAUACUGGCUCGUCCAACCUGUGGGUGCCUUCUUCCAAGUGUUGCCUGAUACAUUUGGCAUGCUGGGUACACAAGCAUUACCGUUCCCUAUUUUCCUGCACCCACAAGGCCGAUAAAAGUAAAUUUGAAAUUCAUUAUGGAAGCGGUAGUCUUAAAGGAUUCUUAAGCCAGGAUGUCCUCAGAAUUGGCAACCUCACCGUUAAGAACCAGACCUUUGCUGAGGCUACUGAUUUGCCAGGCUUGGUUUUUGUGGCUGCCAAAUUUGAUGGUAUCAUGGGAUUGGGUUAUCCCUCUAUCUCAGUAAACAACAUCACCCCACCCUUUGAUAACAUGAUGAAGGAGAAACUUCUGAAAAACAACGUCUUCUCAUUCCAACUUUGCAAUACCAACAAGACCUCACAACAAGACAAUGGAGGUGAAGUUAUUUUCGGAGGCAUCAACCACAACGCCUAUGUGGGAAAACUUCACUACAUCCCAGUGUCACGCAAAGCCUACUGGCAGAUCAAGAUGGACAAGAUAACCAUAAAGAAACAACAACCCAAGGAGAAGACAUGUUGGCCGUGGAAGCUGCUUGAAACAACCAAUUCAUCCACCCUCUGCAAGGACAGUUGUCAAGGCAUUGUGGACACUGGGACCUCUCUCAUUACGGGGCCAAGCGCAGACAUAAAGGCUCUGCAUGAAGUUAUUGGUGCUCAACAUGCUUUCGGUGGACAGUACAUAAUAGAUUGCGAGAAAAUACCUGAGAUGCCCAGUAUCACUUUUCAUCUGGAUGGCAAACCCUACACCCUGACCCCAGAAGAAUAUACUCUUCAGGUAAGACAGGCAAAGGUGACUGCUUGCAUCAGUGGAUUCAUGACCCUUGACAUCCCAAAGCCCACAGGACCACUCUGGAUCCUGGGAGAUGUUUUCCUCCGACGAUACUACUCAGUCUUUGACCGAGAUCAUGACCGAGUUGGCUUAGCUCUUUCUAAACAAUCUUCAUGUGGUUCUGAUGGAAAAGAUUAAACAUCACGGCUGCAGCAGAAAAUUCCACUUCCUGAAAAGUGGUCCGAAAAUAAAAGCUAUCAUUUGUUUCCUGUCAUUAAGAACUUAAGAAGCUCUGCAAGGAUUUAUUUUCUUACCAGUAUAAACAUGGUGUCUGCAUUUACCAUACUUUAUGGAAUAACUCCACUUUUAAAACACAAAAACAAGUUUCCAGUCAUGAAGAUGAUGAUGAAGAAGAAGAAGAACUGUUAUGUUUCCAGGCUCCAACCUGGAAAUUCUCCUAAUAAUUUCUAAUGUAUUUCUGAGUCCAGAAAUUAGCUGCCACUCCCUUUGCCUGUCUUCUCCUCCUCUACUUCUUUCUUCCUGACCUCCUGCUUUUUGUUUCUUGGACAACCUGAUGUUAUACAUGCCAGUUCAAUAGUAAUUCUGCAUAGUCUUACCCUCAAGUAAGCAAUCAUAGGAUUUCAGCCUAUAGAGUCCUUCUUCCUAUACUAGGGGUGUCAAAUUGGCGGCCCCUGGGGCAGUUGCAUUACAUGCAGGCCA